AUGGCUGAUCCAGGAUUUCAUAUACCCUCUGAUAUCGAUAUACUGAUAGGAGCUGAACUCUACCACAGUAUAAUCGAUGGGGGGAAGGACGUGGAUUGCAACAAACCAAUGGCUAUCAAUUCACAAUUGGGUGUACUGAUAGGCGGAGGACGAACAAGGAAUAAAACUGAGGUGAAAUUGUAUAAUUCUCAAGUAAAUAAAUCAAUUGAGAAGGACCAGAGCUUGAAACUGGAUUCAUUAUUAAAAGGUUUUUGGGAAAUGGAAAAAUUCCAGGACUCCCCAUUCCUUAGUGCUGAAGAAAAACAGUGUGAGGAACAUUUCAAAAAUACAGUACAAAGAAAUAAAGAGGGUGUAUUCAUUGUGAAGUACCCAAUUAAAAUUCAUAAAGUGCAAUUAGGGGACUCUUUAAAUAUUGCAAUAAAUCGUUUCAACGAAGUUGACCGACGUCUCCACAAAAAUGAACAAUUUGUUAAAGAAUACAAAAAGUUUAUGGACGAAUAUUUGAAUUUAGGCCAUAUGGUAGAAGUACCACCGCCAAAUAAAGAUAGCACGUUUAGAUGUUAUCUCCCCCAUCAUUUUAUUGUGAAGGAAUCGUCAACCACGACAAAAUUUCGUGUAGUUUUUGACGCGUCCGCCAAAACGUCUAAUGGAUUAUCGUUAAAUGAUGAUCGGUCCGUCACGUCAGGUCCGUAUUUGGCCACAAAAGUGUUACAAGAGUUGGCGAAUCAGCACAACUUUGAAAUUAUAUCAAAAAUAUUAAAGCAAGAUUUCUACAUGGAUGACCUGUUGUCUGGCGUAAACAAUGAAGAAGAUGCCAUUAAAAUUCAGCAGGGAAUCAGAGAAUUAUUACAAUUAGGAGGUUUUUCAAUUAGGAAAUUCACCUCAAAUUCAGAAAGAGUGCUUUCAUCUAUACCAGAAGAGUUGAGAGAAACAAAAACGUUGUUAGCUUUCGAUAAGGACGCCACCAUCAAGACCCUUGGAAUCUACUGGAACCCAGUGGAUGAUUCAUUCGGAUUCAAAACUGACAUGUUCAAUAAUUGCUCCAAUAAAUCGUUAACGAAACGAGUUGUUCUGUCAGAAAUAUCAAAGCUAUUUGAUCCCAUAGGAUGUGAUGCAUCUGAAAAAGCAUACGCAGCCGUAGUAUACUUGGUCUCAUAUGAUUCGAAUGGGAAUGGAUUAUCGUACUUAGUGGCAUCAAAGACAAGAGUUGCCCCAGUGCAAAAGCAGUCGUUACCCAGGUUGGAACUAUGUGGAGCCGUCUUACUUGCAGAAUUCAUGCCGUCAGUCGCAAAAGCAUUAAAAAUCAAGUUCACACGGAUGUUUGCGUAUACAGAUUCCACAUUAGUACUUCGAUGGGUGCAAUCCGAGCCAUAUAAGUAUCAUACCUUCGUCGCCAAUCGUAUUUCAAAAAUUCAAGAAAAUUUACCAGCGGAAAACUGGGGAUUCCUCCGUGGUGUGGACAACCCAGCUGAUUGUGCAUCUCGAGGAAUUACCGUAAAAGAAUUAAUAAACCACCAAUUAUGGUGGAAUGGACCAAGCUGGUUGGUUGAAAAAAUUGCCGAACCAGUACUUCCAGAAGAUUUUCAACACGUGCCCGAUCCAAGGGACGAAAAACGUGAAAAUAUUAUCUGUCAGAUGACAACAAUUAAUUCUAAACAAGGCGUUGUAACUGGAAAUAAAUUAACAAGUGGGAUAUCUACGAAUGAACUUGAUGUCGCAAUAAAAAAGUGGAUUGUUAUCAUUCAAGGAGAAGAAUUUAACCAAGAAAUCGUGCAGCUACAGAAUGGAAAACUUUCUAAUAAAAGUAGACUGUUACAGUUAAAUCCAUUUCUGGACAAAGAACACAUUCUUCGUGUGGGGGGAAGGCUCGCACAUGCGAAGAUGUCUCCAGAUAAAAAAUAUCCCAUGCUUCUACCCCAGAAGCAUAGGUUAACAUCCUUAAUAAUUGAAGAGGCCCAUUUACUAAACUUACAUGCAGGGCCGCAAGCGCUACUAUCGUAUCUACAACAAAAAUAUUGGAUUGUGCGAGGAAAGGAUGCAAUUAGAAAAGUAAUAAGAAAUUGUAUAGUAUGCACAAGAUUGAGAGCGGAAACAAUGGAGCAGAUGAUGGCUAAUCUGCCGUCAUUUCGAAUAAAUCCAGCCCCACCGUUCAAAAAUUGUGGAGUGGAUUAUGCUGGACCGUUUCUAAUUAAACCAAUUACACCGAGAAGUAAGAUAACUUUGAAAGCUUAUUUAUGCAUCUUCAUCUGUUGUGCUACGAGGGCAAUUCAUCUGGAAAUCGUGAGUGAUGCUAGUUCGAAUGCAUUCAUAGCAGCAUUACGAAGAUUCACAGCACGAAGAGGCAAGCCGUCGGACAUAUAUAGUGACGAUGGAACAAAUUUUGUCGGCGGAGAUAAAGAAUUAAAAGAAUUUAUAAAGCUAUCAAAAUCAAAUAAUCGUAAUCAGAAAAUAUUCCAGAUUCUUGCCGAUGAAGGAAUUACAUGGCACUAUAAUCCACCAGCCGCGCCACAUUUUGGAGGUCUUUGGGAAAGCGGAGUGAAGUCAGUUAAGCAUCAUUUAAAAAGAGUUAUGGGAUUGCAGAAUAACCUAGAAUAA
This is a messenger RNA of Folsomia candida, 2595 nucleotides long. RefSeq lists its product as uncharacterized. Gene Ontology annotation, biological process: DNA integration. Bases 1 to 2595 code for a protein of 864 amino acids. The record is from RefSeq and is a predicted model, not a curated record. Gene Ontology annotation, molecular function: nucleic acid binding. The transcript has 4 exons. NCBI's taxonomy places the organism in Eukaryota, Metazoa, Arthropoda, Collembola, Entomobryomorpha, Isotomidae.